UCUUGAGCCAAGUUUGCCCAUACAAUUACCUCACAGUGUCGACAUGGUUUGCCAGGAAGAGUUGUUGAUUGAAAAAGUAUGCAAACUCUAUGAACAAAUCUCAAGCCUUGAGAGUCUCAAACCCUGCAAAAAUGUCGACAUGCUUUUCACCCAACUUGUCCUCACAUGCAUACCACCUAGUCCUAUUGAUGUCACCAAACUCCCCAAUACUGUGCAAGAGAUUAGAUCCCAUCUUAUAAGGCUCUCUGGUGAAGCUGAAGGCCAUUUGGAGACCCAUUACUCAACCAUCUUAGGCUCAUACCACAAACCACUUGAUCAUCUCCAUAUUUUCCCCUACUAUUCCAACUACCUCAAACUUGCUCUCCUUGAGUUCACUAUCCUUAACCAACACUGCACCAAUGUCCCUAACAAAAUUGCCUUUGUGGGUUCAGGACCCCUUCCCCUUACUUCAAUUGUCUUGGCAUCAAAUCACUUACCUUCCACCACUUUUCACAACUAUGACAUCGACCCUUUAGCCAAUUCCAAUGCUCUGAGCUUGGUUUCCUCUGACCCUGACUUGUCAAAGCGUAUGCUUUUCCACACCAAUGACAUAUUGGAUGUGUCAAACCCUUUGAAAGACUAUGAAGUUGUUUACUUGGCAGCACUUGUGGGUAUGGACAAGGAGGGAAAGAAUCGAAUCAUUGAUCACUUGGCUAAGUACAUGGCCCCGGGAGCACUUUUGAUGCUAAGGAGUGCUCAUGGGGCUCGUGCUUUUCUCUACCCAGUUGUUGAACCUUGCGAUCUUCAAGGCUUUGAGGUUCUCUCUGUGUUCCACCCCACAGAUGAGGUUAUCAAUUCAGUUGUCAUAGCACGUAAAUGUCCUAUGCCUAAACACUCACUUGAUCACCAAGGCCUCGGUUCAAUGAUCCUACCAAACAAGUGUUCUGAGAUCCAAGUCUUCAACCACGGGAAUAUGAUUGAGGAAUUGACCCUUGAGGAGCAACUCUCCUAAACUCUCUGAUUUCCUUUAUCGAUCUACUCUCUGUCUGCUCUUGUUUUAGAUGGAGAUUCGGUCAUGUGGUAGCAACUUAGUUAAUUAAUAUUUCCAUUUAUGUAUUUGACUGUUUUGUGUCUUAUCGAGCAAAACAUAUGUGAUUUUCAUAAUGAUGUUUUUAAAUUUUCAAUAAAUAUAAGAGAUUAUGUGUUUUAGAUCGAGUCUCUCCCUCAAGCUAGCAAGCCAUAACGGCAUGCAUGUUAGCAUAGCAUGUUUACGUUUUCCUGUACUUUUUUUUUUUUUUUUCUCAUCUUUAUUGUUCUUAUUAUGAAAAACACAUGUGUCUUUCAUAAUGAUGUUUUAAAAUUGUCAAUAAA
This is a messenger RNA of Gastrolobium bilobum, 1350 nucleotides long. RefSeq names its product nicotianamine synthase-like. Lineage: Eukaryota; Viridiplantae; Streptophyta; Magnoliopsida; Fabales; Fabaceae. The record is from RefSeq and is a predicted model, not a curated record. Gene Ontology annotation, molecular function: nicotianamine synthase activity. The transcript has a single exon. Gene Ontology annotation, biological process: nicotianamine biosynthetic process. The coding region runs from base 44 to 991 and encodes 315 amino acids.